AUGCAAAGUAAACUUGGAAAAUAUGAACUUGUCAAGACUAUUGGCAGAGGAUCUUGGAGUAAAGUAAAGCUAGCUAUCAAUAAAAUAGAUCAAACUGAAGUUGCAAUUAAGAUUCAUAAACUCGAUCAUCCUGAUCUUAACCAAGAAAAGGUCAUCAUUAUUCAGAAUGAAGCCAAACUUCUCGCCAGAAUAGAGCAUAAGAGAAUCGUCAACAUAGUUGAAUACUAUACUAAAUAAGUAGUAGAAAAAUCUGAUGGUUUUAAAUAUGAUGUUGUGUGUGUCAUUGUCAAUGAAUUAGCUAAAGGAGGUGAGCUAUAUUAUUACAUAAAAAAUAGUGGUGCUUUUCUGGAGAGAGAAGCUCGAUAUCUCUUUCUACAGAUUCUCGAAGGUUUGGAAUUUCUUCAUUCUCAAGGAGUCUGUCAUCGAGAUCUCAAGCCAGACAAUAUUCUUCUAACUGAAAACUAUGAUGUUAAAAUCAGUGAUUUCGGAUUUUCCGGUCCACUUGCAGGUCGAUCUGGUGACGGAUUAUUAAGAACUCAUCUAGGAACAUUGCCAUAUCAAGCUCCUGAGAUAAAUCUAAAACUCAAAUAUAAGGGUUAAAAUGUUGAUAUUUUCUCUUUAGGAGUUAUCCUUUUCAACAUGGUAAUUGGUGUUUUUCCGUUCAGAAUAGCUCACCAAACUGACUAAUGCUAUAGAUAAAUCAUGAAAGGAUAGACGGGAUAAUACUGGAAAUACUUUAAAAGUAUUGUCGCAAGAAACGGUGGUCAACCAUUUAGCUAGGAUUUCAAGGAUCUAAUCGAGAGAAUGCUUGAAUUUAAUCCAGAUAAAAGAAUUAUGUUAGACUAGAUUAAAAAGCAUAAAUGGGUGACAUCGAGAGAUGUUCCAUCACCCAAUGAAAUUAGAAUCGAAUUAGCAAGAAGAAAAGCAAUAAAUGAAAUUGAAGAACAAAAAGACCUUGCCUAGAAGAUGCAAAAACGAAACACUCUUUAGAAUUAUUAGAAACUAAAAAACAUAAAAAAUGUCUAUUAAGAUGAAGAAAAAUAAAAAAGAUAAAGAAAUAAAAUGGCCAAAUCAAAAGAUGAGACUUCUGAUCAAUACUUGCUUAAAAAUGCCAGUAAUAUUAAAGGAUGCUAAGAUUAAAUCAGAGGUAUCAACCAUGAUUAAAUUCAUCAACAGUCUAUUAUAAAUAUUCAUGUCUGA
This is a messenger RNA of Stylonychia lemnae, 1200 nucleotides long. The record is from the annotation of a GenBank genome assembly. Lineage: Eukaryota; Ciliophora; Spirotrichea; Sporadotrichida; Oxytrichidae.